CUGUACGCUGGUUCCGCGCGCGCGCGUAGUUGGUGAGCUGGCGCGAGAGGGAGAGGACGCACCGAUAUUUCGCGCAUUUUUAUAGUGUGUGCGUUGAGUAAAGGGGGAAAAACAAUAUUUUUGAGAAUAUUGAUGAAUGGACUCUAAUGAUAAGUCUAUUACAGUGCGAAUAUAUAAAUUAACGUUGAAAAAAAUAACGACAGUCUGAGAGAUAAAAGCGCAACGCUGUGCAAGGUGGACACAUCUCGAGAUCAACAAAUAUACACGCAGCUAUAUAUAUUACGUUCAUAGAAACUUGUUCCUCAAAUUUUUUCGCUCGCGUUCGCCGUAUUUUUUGUAGCGAUACAAAACGAAGUUGUCAGGCAUACUCAUCGAUCGAAAUAACCCAAAAAAGGAAAAAAACGUUCCUUAAAUUCUCAUGCGUUACAGUGUUGCCGGUGUUUACCGUCUUUACUUAAAAUCUUCUUCAAUAUACUGAAAAAAAUCUUGAAGAAUCGGUGCAAAAGCCGCGUGUGCAGUGUCCACAAGCUUGACUCGUGUUCACCCUGUCAAACGAACAAGUGCGCAAGAGUGUCAAACUCGUUACCUAACGUCACGUGUUUUUUUUUCUUCGUCUCGCUCAUUUGUGGUGCAAGGCUUUUAUUUCCGGGAUUGGUAUUUACGUUAAACAUAAAAGUAAAGAAAGCCUGCUGGGGCGUUGGUUCAUCUCGGGUCAACGUGGUAAAGGCGACUUGGCUCUCGUGGUUCGCGGUCUCCAGGAUAGAAAACGAAGCGAGGCGUCCAAGCGGUUGCCAUGACGAGAUUCUCGGUGUGAGAAAAAAUUCUUCGCACGGGAGAGAUCAGUCCAAGGACCUCCUCCGGGGUGGAAUCUGAUUCCCACCGUCGGUACUACGAUGCCUGAACACCGAGCCAAUCACCGACCUUCUUGGUUCACCACUGCUCGAAACUUCAUUGCAGUUUGGCUGUUGUCCACAUGCGUCGCGAGCAACAAUGUUAACGAACCACCGAUAUUCGAGGCAGGAGGUUACCCCAUGGGGCUACCGCUUUUCGAAGCGACGACCGUAGGCACAGAAAUCUUUACACUCAAAGGUCACGAUCCCGAGAACUCAUCGGUCAAAUAUGGCAUUCAAUCGACCGAGGAGUUCACCGUUAAUCAGCACACCGGGGUCAUCACGUUGGCGAAACCUCUGGAUCGGGAGAAAAACGACACGAUACGAUUCUUCGUCACCCUCGAAGACGAAGUGCCCGAGGGACAGCAGCCUAACAUCGUCGGCGUUGAUGCUUACGUUAUCGUUCUCGAUGUCAAUGACAAUCCACCUCAAUUUUCGAGAACAUCCUACGAAGCUACUGUCGAUGAGGACGAAAAAAUAGGCACGACUGUAUUACCCGGUAUCCGAGUCACCGAUCCUGACUUGCUCGGCGAUAAUAUCGAGCUGACAUGCGUGACGCAGCCACAGUUCCCGGACGCCUGUAUCAAGUUCGGUAUCGAUGACGUGGAGAAGAGUGAGAACACGUACGUCGGUGCUCUCGUUCUACGUCAGCCACUCGACUACAAGCAACGACCUUUCUACCAACUGCUUCUACGUGCAAGCGAUGGUACGAAUAACGAAACUACAGGAGUCGAGAUCAAGGUCAGGGAUAUACAGAACAGCCCGCCCGAAUUUUUGGACUCGUUGACCGGUGUUGUCAAAGAAGACGAUCCCAUUGGAACCCUCGUUAUGACUGUUAAAGCUCGGGAUGGCGAUCGUGGAAUGCCGAGAAAAAUUAUCUACGAGCUUGUCACGAAUCCGUUCGAUUAUUUUCUGCUGGAUUCCGAGACCGGUGAGUUACGGACUGCCAAGCCUCUCGACCGAGAAGCCCUCGAGGAUUCUACGGGAGUACUGACACUCAAAGUCAAGGCUCGAGAAAUCGUUGACGGUAAACCCGGCGACGACGACUCGACCGUUUCCAUGGCUGAAGCAACCGUCACCAUCAAAGACGUUAACGACGAACCACCGUCUUUCAAUCGACGAGAAUAUAACAUUGAGAUACCUGAAAAUGUACCCGAUGGUACUCCACUACCGCAUCUCGACAUGUCCGUCAAGGACCCCGAUGUUGGCUCGAAUUCAGCUUUUUCACUAAAACUGGAAGACAUUACGGGAGCAUUUACGGUGGAGCCGACAGUAGCGAUCGGAAGUACGUCGGUAAACAUUCGAGUAACGAAUGGCUCACUCGACUACGAAAAUCCAAAUCAGCAGAAGUUUAUAAUCCUCGUAGUUGCUGAGGAGUUGCAUACCGAUCCGAAACUCUCUUCAACCGCGACGGUGACGGUGACGAUAACCGAUGCUAAUGACAAUGCACCGUCCUUCGGUAGCCCAACAUUCACAGCUCUCGUAUCCGAAACGGCGUUGCCUGGCACACCGAUCGUCACGAUAAAAGCCAAAGAUCGUGACAGCGGUAGAUUCGGAACUGCGGGAAUAAUUUAUCAAUUGCUGGGGCAGGGCUCCGAUCAUUUCGCAGUUGACAAACGUAAUGGCACCAUUACCGUCGCACCAUGCCCAACCCCUGGCACUUCUCCUUGUCUCGAUUACGAAGAGCAAAGCGAAUAUUUUCUCAAUUAUAAGGCAACCGACGACGAUGGAAAAGGGCAAACAACAAGCGUAUCACUGCGCGUGAGUCUUGGCGAUGCGAACGACAGUCCGCCACGUUUUCUCCAGGAGAAAUAUAGGGCAGUCGUUGACGAGGGCGCUGAAAAGUUCGAACCCGAGUUGAAAGUUCAGGCUCGUGACAAGGACAAAACGUCGAAAAUUAGCUACUCAAUCGUGGACGGUAACGAGCUCGGUUUUUUCGCUAUCGAUACGAAUUCCGGUGAAAUUUCGAUCGUCAAAAGAGGUCCCGUGAAUGUGACCAACUCGAGCCAAGAUUGGAUUGCUCUGUCCGUUCAAGCUAGCGAUGGAAAAUACAUCGAUUCCGCUGUAGUCAACAUUACCAUUCGUGACGUCAACAACAAUGAACCCAGUUUUCCGCAGGACGUUUACACCGCCAGUGUACCGGAAAUAUCAUCGCCUGGAACCGUCGUUGAAGAAAUGAUGGCAACCGACGCUGACAGUGGAAUUAACGCGGAAUUACUGUACAGAAUUCAGAAAGGCGCCUUCGAUGAUUUUUCCAUUAAUGAAACUACUGGAGUCGUAACCGUUUCCAGGAAACUCGAUUACGAUAAGAGAAACACUUAUCACGUUGAAGUUAUCGCGCUGGACGGAGGAUCGCCGAGUCUAACGGGUACAGCGACUCUAAUGAUUAAAGUGGAAAACAGUAACGACAAGGCACCAUAUUUCACACCAGCAACGCAAAGAGCUCAAGUCACCGAAGACACGGCGGUCGGUACAGUUUUCACGACCCUCAAAGCAACUGACCCUGACAGUUCAGAUCCUCAAGCACUGAAUUUUGCUAUUUCUGAACCAAUCACGGCAAUCGAUCGUAAGGGUCAACAAGUCAGCGAGAACUCGACGUCUUUCAAAAGUUUCUUUGCCGUUGACAGCAAAACCGGCCAGGUUUCUGUUGUUAGACCCCUGGAUCGUGAUGUUGCUGCAACCGUGAGCAUCAAUGUCGUCGUGACCGACACCACAGCGCCCAAUUUGCAACAAGGAACAGGUACUCUCGUUGUGACCAUUAUCGACGUAAAUCGCAUGGCCCCAGAAUUCUUGAAGCCCUGGACUCGCGAAAAGCCUGAGUACACGAUCGAAAUGCAAGAGGAACAACCGACGGGUGCGGUGGUCGGAGCUUUUACUGCUACCGAUACCGAUAGCAAUAUCGCUGGUUACGCCAUCGAUCCUCCGAGUCCAUAUUUUACUAUUUACAACACCACCGGUAUUGUUCGAACGAGUCAGGUUAUCGAUUACGAAGAAACGAAACAAUUGAACUUCACGGUGAUAGCAUACGACUCCGGAGUUCCGAGAUUGUCGUCAACAGCUCGAGUAACCGUCACAGUUAUAAACGUGAAUGACCAAGAGCCGAAAUUUGAAAAAAAAUCAUACGUUGUUUCUGUACCGGAAAAUUCGCCACCGGGCACUCACGUGACGGUCGUUAAAGCAAUCGACGGUGACGAGGGACAGUUCGGUGAAGUAAGUUACAGUCUUAUCGGUGAACAUGCUUCCGACUUCAAUAUAGGCCAUGAAACUGGUGAGAUUACGGUGGGAAGCGCAACGGUAUUGGAUCGGGAGGAAACUCCGGAAAUAACGAUAACUGUAAUGGCGAGUGACGGUGCACCAUUGAACUCCCGGAGAUCGACGACCGUUCCUGUUGUCAUUAAUCUCGUCGAUGUUAAUGACAAUAAACCGAUAUUCAGCCAGCACAGUUACAUUGCUUCGGUUGCGGAAAAUCUGUCGAUAAAUCCACCGGCAACGAUACUCCAAGUACGGGCGGUCGACAACGACGAAGGCUCCAACGGACAAAUCUGGUACAAAAUUGUCGGUGGUAACGAGAACGGUUCUUUCUCGUUAAAUCCAGAGACUGGUUUCCUCUAUCCAGCUGUAGCUUUACUUGGUCGCGCUGGUCCUUACAGAAUCGAGGUAGAAGCACGGGACGGUGCUGGAAGUGGUCCUCACGCGGAUCGAUGUUACGUCGACAUAAGAGUGAUACCGGUGAAUCAACACAAGCCCGAAUUCGUAAUGCCCGAGUUGCCAAACGCGACAGUCGAAGUACCUGAGAAUGCUGGUGUACCGAAUUACCUUGUAAUGACGGUAAAAGCAAUCGAUCACGAUCCCGGUGAGAAUGGACGUGUUAGUUAUCAUUUGAAAGUUGGCAAUCUUAACGUACAGGAGAACGAAGAGUUUUCUAUAGAUCGAGAGACCGGUGAAUUGAGAGCAAAAAUAAUUCUUGAUCGUGAAAUUAAGAGUAAAUUCGAGUUGGUCCUCGUCGCUGCUGACCACGGAAGUCCAACGUAUUACGAAACACUUCGCCUGUUAACGAUUCUCCUAGUCGAUACGAAUGACAAUGUGCCGGAAUUCAACGAGAAUUACGUUUUCUACGUUGCGGAAAAUCGUCCCAAGGAUUAUACGGUGGGCAGAGUGACUGCCGAAGACAAGGACGAAGGUAGACACGCGCGUGUUUAUUAUUAUAUCGAGGCGGGUAACGAGGACGGUGCUUUUUACAUUGACAAAUCCGACGGUACGAUAUACACGAAUAAAUCGUUUGAUCGUGAGACUCGUGAUACUUACAUUAUCACUAUAUUAGGAGCGAACGAUCCUGACCUUUAUGUCCCGUCUCAGUCAGCUGGCUCGACGAGCAAUCCUGAACAUGGUCAUGUAAACGUAACGGUACAUAUUCUGGACGAGAACGACAGUUCUCCUAUUUUCGAGCGAUCUGAUUAUUACGCCGGGAUUAAUUCAAUGGCGAACAUUAAUGAAUUCGUGGCCAAGGUCACUGCAUCUGAUCUUGAUCUUGGAGACAAUGGAACUCUCCAUUAUUACGUUGCCGGUGCUUAUCUUUACAAAUAUGGCUCGUUGAAACCAAGCGGCUCUAUUAUUCCUAGUCCUUUCAACGUAACUCAAGAUGGCAAAUUGGUAACGAGUGGGUACAUGGCUGAAUACAAUCAGGACAGAUUUUCCGUUGAAAUCGUUGCCAAAGAGACCGCACCGCCUGAAAGAUACGCGAUGACCCGUGUGCACGUUUGGGUCUUUGAGCCUUCGCAGCUGAUACGCGUCAUACUCUCUCGUCCGCCCGAAGAGGUCAAUCACGCUCGUGACGAAAUAAUUGGAGAAUUGUCAAAUGCGACUCAGAGUCGCGUCGUCGUUGACGAUAUACGCUAUCACGUCGAUGCAUCGGGGCACAUAAGAAGAGAAUGGUGCGACAUGUAUCUCCAUGUAGUCGACUCGAAAACCCAGACCAUAACGCCGAUCCCACAGGUACUCAGGAUCAUCGACGCCAAGUAUGACUUCCUCAAAGAUUAUUACGCUGGCGUUGCCAUUGAGAAUGUCGUUCCUGCCUACGCCGGCAUACAAGAAGAACCUUUUGAUCCGGCCCUCGCUGCCCUCAUCGCCCUCUUGGUUGUUUUACUCGUCGGGGCUGUAACCGUCACCGUCGUUUGCUGCUGCCUCCGACACUGGGUCAUCACCGUGCCAAAUGACAUACGAAAAAAGGAUGGUUUGAUAAAAAAACAAAUAAUCGAUGACUUGAAUACCACCGAAAAUCCAUUGUGGAUCGAGCAAAAGUUGAAAUUGUACGAGGAACAAGAAUUGACGAUGCAAGUUUUCAGUGAACCCGAUUCCGGCCUGGUUCAAGAUCGACGAGGCAGCGGCGUCAGUGUUGGCAUCGGCGAUACUUCGCAAGACAAUACUUACGCAACUAUUCAACACCCUCUACCUGCGAAUCGACAUCGUCCAACGACACCCGAUUACACUACAUUACCGGGAAACCAUAAUAAUCUUUACGAGUCUGCUAUGGGCUUUCAAGGCUCUACUUUUCAACCAUCGACCACGGUUGUGCCACAACUCACUCUCGAUCGCGACGGCCAGCCUCAAUUUGUUUCCGCCCUUGAAUAAGGCGACCACGAUUUUGGUGAUCACGAUCUCAGGCUGUAAAACGCGAGCCGAGAGGCUUGCGUUAUUGAAGACCGACGAAACUCGAGCUCAACAAGCCUAUUUGGAAUUUUGCUUUGCAUUCGUGCCUUUCCGCAUUUUUUUUUAACGAUAGUUACCAACCUGGCUUUCGUAUUUCGGUCGAGACUUUCGUCGUCUUCAAAAGAGAACCGAGAGAGAGAAAAGAGAAACGAGCCGAGUCAAAAGACUUUAAUGUAACGUCUCACUGAUUAUUUGUACGUAAAAAUCAGUCAUCACAGUCGAGUCUGUGAAUGAAAGCGAACAACUUUUUCAUUUCUCUUCUGUUUCUUGAUUUCCAUUAUUUAUACGCCGUUGCAUUUUUCAUCGUAAACACCAUUGAGAGAAAAAAGAAACGGCAAAAGUGAGAAGAUUCAAAUUAAAAUUUAGCAGGAAAAAGUGUCCGUUUGGUACUCGCACGGAUGCACGGCCUCGACAAUAACUGGAUAAUAUGGUUUGGUCAGCGUGCGAGUUGGCAUUUUGGAAAGGUCCAUUAAUUGAUGCCGAGAGGUCUUCUAGAGAAGAAAAAAAAUGAUAUUUAACGGAAAGAAACACAUAUAUAAAUCUCAAUCAUGUGUCAUGGUCAUAGUAGAUUUGCGAUUAUUUAACGUAUCAAAUUGUGAGUAAAACGAGUAUUCUAAUGGUCAACCUUGUCGAGAAACUAAAACAGCUUCUCAAUUCUUUAAAAUCAAAACCAACCCUUAUUCGUUGUUAAAAAAAAAUCCAUGAAAAUUGAAUCCCCAAAGACAUUCAAGCCCUCUGUAAAAAUACAAAGUCUGCAAUAAAAUCUCUUUGAUUAUUUUGCAGAAAAAUGUUGAUAAUUUUCGCAGAUAGCCGAGAUAUUAGUAUCUCAUAAUUCAUUUUUUUCAUUAAAAAAAAAAAAAGAAAAGAAAAUUCAUCCAAAAAGGAAGAUAGACACAAGACGGAAACCUUUUCAGGGAUUAACCACGGAGAUUUUUUGUUACUUAUUCAAAAUGAAUACGUAUCAUUAAGGUACUCGCUUUAUAAUGAAAUACGUAUACGUGUAUAUAUGUAGCAAGUCCGCAAGUUCGAAAAUCCGCUUUCUUACUACGUUAUCGAAGAUCUUUAGUGAUAGAAAAAACUAUGGAUUCCAAAAGACACAUAUGAUUUGCAAUUACAAAGUAGAGCCGCUAAUAAUUCUUCUGGCUGUAAAGUUACGACUGUAUGAAAGUGAUUUUUUUUCGAACACACUGAUGCAUAUGAUUGUACGUAUACACAUAUUAUACACGUAGAGCAACGUAUCAUGACAAAACAGAGGGUAUAACGAUGGUCUAACUUAGCUGUUAAUAGAAAAGUAUAAAUCCCCAAUUCCCUGUUAUCCUACGUAGAAACAAAAAAAAACAAAACAAAUGCGUGCGAAUAAUAGAUGUGUACGUUGCCAAACUUUUGAAUUCCAAUCGCGCGUUGAGAUUAAAAUAAUGAAAUUCGCCGAUAACGGGAUUCAAGAGCGAACGAAUUUGUAUUGCAUUUAAUCGAAAAAUUAGUGGAAUUGUACUGAAACGAAUGUACCGUCGCAAUAAUAAAUUGACGACUGGAGCUUGGCACGACAGGUAUAUGUAUAUAAUGAAUGUGUAGAUUCCGUCCAGCCCAGGUUUUCGUUGCUCUUUCGUCAUAAACAAUUCUCUGAUAUAACAAAGUACGUUUUUUACUUUAGUUUGGUAAUGACUGUUUCCGCAUUUUUUUUGUCGUUUUUGAUGAGUAGCUUCUGUUGAAGGGAUGUUUAUCAUGGCUAUACAAAUUAAAACGACCAUUUCAACGAUAAAGUUGCAAUAUUUUGUCUCGAGUGAGGCAUAUCUGCGACUGAAUUAUAUAUACGUCCAUAUUUAAUAAUUAUAAUAAGUGUCAACAAAUAUAAAACACAAUUAGAAAGUCAUUAGUCAUUAUUUAACAGUUCCACUCGAAGUAUUAACCAGUCGAGCGUUUAAACAUGACAAUCCGUGGAUCCUUUGUUUCCGUUCUCUUUAUUCGAUCUGUGAUUACGUCUCGUUAAUGAAAUUCGUUGUUGAAUUUAUCGGUGUUACUAUCAUUCGAUGCUUUAUAGUAUUUGGAUCGAUUUGCGGGCCAAGGGCGGACUUAGUCAUAUCAUAUUUAAAGUGAACAAUAAAAAUAAAAAAUUAAAAAAAUUAAUUCAAAUGCGAUGUUUGCAGUGAAUGGAAUCGAAAUGAACUUCAAGCGAUGAUAUAUACAUUAAUAAAUAUACAUCGCGUCAUCGAAUUUGGUCAAGUUAUAAUAAGAAACGUUUAAAUAUAAUAUUAAUAUUAUAUUGUCGUCAUCCCUAUUUCCCUAACCCUUUCUCCUUCCCAAACAUGAACUAGAUGGUUAUUAUCACUCGAGUUAGGAAAAAUAUUGUCUGUUUAUUGAUUACAAAUCCAUUGUAAUAUUGUAACAUAUUUUAUGUAAGCGAUUAUUAUAAAAUAUUCGUACUUGAAAUGAAAAAAAGUCAA
Molecule: messenger RNA, 9037 nt
Organism: Venturia canescens
Lineage: Eukaryota; Metazoa; Arthropoda; Insecta; Hymenoptera; Ichneumonidae
Gene: Cad87A
Product: cadherin-87A
Exons: 14
Coding region: 894-6518 (1874 amino acids)
Biological process (GO): homophilic cell-cell adhesion
Cellular component (GO): plasma membrane; catenin complex
Molecular function (GO): cadherin binding; calcium ion binding
Source: RefSeq, a predicted model, not a curated record